CUAAAUUGAGCUCGUUUGAGUGCUGACAGACGAUUAGAGUAGAUAGUCCUCCUGUGCCUUUAGAUAGAUAGGUGCAGAGAGAGAAAGGGCUUUCUGGAUGGGAAUUUUCCGCAAUGUACCGUUCGUGACAUCGAGGCACUGGCGCGCGCUCUAACAAGACACUGUCAUUAAGCGAUAGUUGCGUCUCUACCUUUAAUUGUUAAAGAGACUUCGGAAUGCGAAGAGACAUCGGGUCAAACUGGCAAAUAAUACAAAAUGAUCAGUUCUGUCUACGAGCACGCGUAGUUCUGUCCUCGUUAUUGUAGUUGUCUUGAUCUGACAUAACGGCGUUUUGAUUCUAGCCCACUCUGACAGUUCAGUUCUUUUGUCACUACAGUGACUUGCUGCUUGUGAUGGUAGUGUGCAGUGACGUUGUGGCGCUUUGUCCGUGGCUACUGGCGAAGUGCGCUGGAGAGAUAUAGUUGUAUUACAUCAGUGCACCAAGUGACUGGUGUGCGACACAGAGAAGAGAAAGGGCUCUGGCUGAAUGGUGCGUGUUGAGGGAGGGGUGUUAAUUAUCAUAAAAAUUUGUACUAGUCGCUCAAGAAGCAUUUAAGCACCAUUUAGAGUAGAGGUGCAUUCAUGGAAUGCGACUGUGACCGCUUCCCACUGCCUAUUUAACUUUGACCAAGACAAUACAGAGGAGCGUCAGAGAAGGCUGGUAGAGGUGAUGGCAGAGACAACCCUGGAGCCACUGUCCUCUCUGGACGUAGCCAUCGAUCCGGAUUUUGAGCCACAGAAACGGCCAAGAUCAUGCACUUGGCCACUGCCAGAGUCCAGCUCGGCGAAGCCUGCAUCCAAUGACACUGACAUAAUCCCAGAGGAAGAGGAUGAUGAGGAUGACAAUGCGAUGGCAAUCAACGCCAACAGCGUGGGUGAAGGAGAGGACAAUGGCAGCCCAAGCCUGGCUGAGGAACUGCAACCCGCUAGCGGUCAGGAGAACACAGGCUCCCCGCUUUCUUCUCACCCCACUUCUGCAACCACGGCGAGUCCGGAGGCGAGCGGUCAGGGCAGCCAACAGCAAACUCCCCGGAAGUCAUCUUCAAGGAGGAACGCAUGGGGCAACCUGUCCUACGCAGACCUUAUCACAAAAGCCAUAGAGAGCACCCCAGACAAGAGACUGACAUUGUCCCAGAUCUAUGACUGGAUGGUCAGAAGCGUCCCAUACUUUAAAGACAAAGGCGACACAAACAGCUCAGCUGGUUGGAAGAACUCCAUCCGGCAUAACUUGUCCUUGCAUAGCCGUUUUAUCCGUGUACAGAAUGAGGGGACUGGAAAGAGCUCGUGGUGGAUGAUCAAUCCUGAAGGGGGGCGGGGAGGUAAAGCGCCAAGGCGACGUGCAGUCUCCAUGGACAAUGGUAACAAAUACACCAAAACUGCACGUGGGCGUGCAGCCAAGAAAAAGGCAGCGCUGCAGGCUGCCCAGGAGGGUUCGCUGGAGAACGUAUCUGCUGGUGGUCUGUCCAAGUGGCCAGGAAGUCCCACUUCCCGGAGCAGCGAUGAACUGGAAUCCUGUUGGACUGACUUCCGCUCACGAACUAACUCCAACGCUAGCACCCUGAGUGGACGCCUGUCACCUAUCCUGGCCAAUCCAGAGCUUGAUGAUGUUCCAGAUGGCCCACCCCUGUCUCCAAUGCUCUACUCCAGCCCCAGCAGUCUUUCUCCUCCCUCGUCGUCCUCAUCAAACUCCAAAACGUGCCCUGCUGAACUUCCAGGGCUAGCUGACUUGACUGGCACAAUGAAUCUCAAUGAGGCUGACAACCUAAUGGUCGAUCUGUUGGACAACAUCGCCACACAAGUGCAGGUAGUUCAAGGGUCUUCUGCGUUCAGUUUUGGCUCCAAGAGCACCACAUCACCCACAAGCUCCUCUUCAUCCCAAACUGUGAGCAACAACACCGGUGGAUUCAGUAACACCAUUUUUGGGUCUACAGCAGGAGGCCUACGUCAGACGCCCAUGCAGACCAUCCAGGAAAACAAGCAAAUGUCAUUCUCUAGCGUUUCUUGUUUUGGGAACUCACUUCAGGAGCUGCUGAAUUCUGAUUCUCUGGUCACACACAGUCAUAGUGACGUCAUGAUGACGCAGUCGGACCCACUCAUAUCACAGGCCAGUGCUGCUGUCACCUCUCAAAACUCCCGUCUUCGCAAUGGCCUCAUGCUGCGUAAUGAUCCCAUGAUGUCAUCCUUCAGUUCUGUGCUCAAUGGGCGAAGCAGCCACCUCCAGAACAAGCAACAGGGGUCCAAUGUCCAGGGUUCUUUGCGUUCCCUCUCCAACAACAGGGCGCAAAGUCUAGCUAACAAUGCUAAUAAUUUAGUCUCUGCAAAACAGCACCUCCAGCCACAGCCCUCCAUGUUGAUGACCGAGACUUCGCUUUACUCUGGCCUGAAUGGAAGUAACGGGGUGGGGAUCUGUCACCCCUCAGGAACAGAUCGUUUUCCAUCAGACUUGGACCUGGACAUGUUUAACGGCAGUCUGGAUUGCGAUGUGGAUUCCAUAAUUCGCUCAGAACUAAUGGACUCUGAUGGACUGGAUUUUAACUUUGAUGCACUGGUGCAAAACGCCGUUAGUCUGAAUCCUGUGGGAAACUUCACUGGGACGAAGCAAUCCACUCAAAGUUGGGUGCCUGGCUGACGGCAGUCAUUUAGGCUCAGAACUGCAGAGAAAACAACAAACAAUAGAAUAACAACUACAAAGAAAUAUCCUGC
Molecule: messenger RNA, 2742 nt
Organism: Sinocyclocheilus anshuiensis
Lineage: Eukaryota; Metazoa; Chordata; Actinopteri; Cypriniformes; Cyprinidae
Product: forkhead box protein O3-like
Exons: 4
Coding region: 710-2668 (652 amino acids)
Biological process (GO): regulation of transcription by RNA polymerase II
Cellular component (GO): nucleus; mitochondrial matrix
Molecular function (GO): DNA-binding transcription factor activity, RNA polymerase II-specific; RNA polymerase II cis-regulatory region sequence-specific DNA binding
Source: RefSeq, a predicted model, not a curated record